Messenger RNA from Theobroma umbraticum, 2250 nucleotides. Its product is annotated as serine/threonine-protein phosphatase 4 regulatory subunit-like protein. The record is from RefSeq and is a predicted model, not a curated record. Gene Ontology annotation, molecular function: protein phosphatase regulator activity. NCBI's taxonomy places the organism in Eukaryota, Viridiplantae, Streptophyta, Magnoliopsida, Malvales, Malvaceae. Gene Ontology annotation, cellular component: protein phosphatase 4 complex; nucleus; cytoplasm.
CUCUUAUUUUCUCUUUUAGCGGCGGACACUUUCCCUUCUCUCUAAAAAUCUUUUCCUUUUUCUUGCAAACCCUAGCCCCAACCUUCAAACUCGUCCUUUUCAAUCUCUCAAGCGACGACUCUGCUCUAUUUCUUCUAAAACCCAAAAUUAAGGCUCAAACUUUGUAAAAAUUCCACAAAAGAGAGAAAGAACAAAAAAAAAAAUCCCCUUGCCUCUCCCAGCUUCAGAUUCUUAGGGUUAUUUUUUUCUCUUUUUUUUUGUUUUGAUUUUGGUUUUUCAGCUGCUAGUAAAUUAGUAAAUCUAGGGUUUUUGGUUCUUUAGUUUUCAAAAAGAAAAGAAAAGAUUUUUUUUAGGGUUUUUCUGAUUUUGCCUCUAGGGUUCUUUUUCAUUACUGUUUAUUAUUUAUUCUGCUAUUCAAGCAGUGGGUGCCAUUGGAUUCUUUUGAUUUUGGCCUCUUCCUAGUAAGAUUUCUCUCUUCUCGUAGAAGGCCUUUUUUUCUUAUCAUAGUACGGUUAUUUUGAUCCUCUAUAGGGCCAACUGCCUUUCAAUUUUUUAUUUUAGAAUGUUCUUCAUGUUUAUUUUAAUUCUAACUUAGUUUUGUUUAAUUCUGCUGUUUGAUCUAUUUUUAGAUUGAAUUAAUUAGUUAAACUUGUUUUUGGGUCAUUAGAGAGACUUUAAUUAUGGGUUUAGAAAUUAGAACCUACAGAACAUACCAAGGCCCAAUACAAGUUUUAAAAAAACUUAUAAAAUAAAUAAAAAAGAAAAUAUAUGCAAAAUAAAAGUAAAUAAAUAAAACAAAUAAAAAUCAUAAUAAAAAUUAAAAUGGUGUCUACACAUAACAUUCACUCAAUAAACCCUAAUUUUGUCUCCAAAAACUGAAACCGUUUCAGGAAACGCUAAAUCCUCUUAGAUCAGGAAGGAUUUCCCUAAUCCAGCUCCUUGGCGGCUUGUUCUCACUUUGACCCAUACAUCUGUCUACAUUUAAUUAGAGGCUUAAUCCAUAUUGUUCUCAUUUCUUCCCAAGUUGAGAAAAAAUGUAGACCAGAGAAGGGGCAUUGAGGGGCAUAAAUGGGUGGAACCUAGAUAAGGAGGGGGAAGCGAGUCAUAGCAUUGGGUUUUGGAGUUUUCUUUUGCUUCAUCCUUGAUCAACGACAUUAAAUAGAGUAGAGUUGAAAGGCCUUUUGGAAUUUCUGAGUUUGGAUUUGGUUUAGCCGUUAGCAGGAAUGGAGGCGUCGGCGCUCAAAGAAAAUUCUUCCAUUGCUACUGACCAAGAGCAUGUCUUAAAUCAUGGAAGCAUGGACUCCAACCUUGAGAUUGCUCAAGAAGAAGAACAAGUUAGGGGCAUAUUGCAAGUUGUUUCAUCUACUGGAAAUUUUUGGCAUAAUUGGGAUAAGCUGAAGAGCAUGCUGUCCUUUCAGCUGAAGCUGGUUUUAUCAGAGUAUCCUGAGGCAAAGAUGACAACUGAUCAACAAAAUGCUUCAUUGGGCGAAACUUACUCAGAUCUGGUGAAGCGACUAGAUGAAGAGCUUCAUAGUUUUAAUGAGGGCCCGCCGUUUACCCUUCAAAGAAUCUGUGAGAUCCUGCUGACUGCAAGAAGCAUCUAUCCAAAUCUCUCAAAGCUUGCCCUAGCACUAGAAAAGAAUUUGCUAGUAACCUCUACAUUGACAGUCUGCACCAAUCCUUAUCCACAAAUGAUGCGAAAUCCAGAACCAGAGAAGGCAAGUGAGGAAGCUCAACCACGGUCUGAUCCCAUCCAAAAUGGGGUUGAACCUGUGGUGGGAGACAGGGAUGAGGUAAUGACAGAGGUGGAGGAGGCUGAUAUUGAGGAUAUGACUAUUGACAUGGAUGCCUUCCAAGAAAUGGUUGGAUCAUCAGAAGCAAAUUCCACAGUAGCUGGGAAUUCUUAGGUUGAAAGCCCUUUCGACCCCAUAAACAACUUAAUUCUUCAAGCUUUUGGGUCCACAUGCUGCUAAUGUAGAGGUGCAGAUUUCUUGAAUGGUGUGACUAUUCUGUUUGUAUUUAGGUUACUAUUUGGACGAAAUUUUCAGGAAGACAGCAGAAAUGGUUACAGCUUAUGGUCCUUAAGGUGUCUCCCUAGAUGCUGUACUUGUAAGAUUGUCCACAUGUACCAAGGACUAUUUAGCAAUUUAUGAAAAAUUAUAUAAGCUUAUGAUCGUGGUGAGACACCUGAGGUGGUAAUGAAUGAUGUAAAUGGAGCUGAAUGUUCAAUUGAAGCUAUCGUUGUUUAAA